This is a messenger RNA of Plasmodium vinckei vinckei, 984 nucleotides long. RefSeq names its product DnaJ protein, putative. The transcript has a single exon. NCBI's taxonomy places the organism in Eukaryota, Apicomplexa, Aconoidasida, Haemosporida, Plasmodiidae. Bases 1 to 984 code for a protein of 327 amino acids. The record is from RefSeq and is a predicted model, not a curated record.
AUGGAUACAUCAUUUAUUCCAAAAGAGCUAGUAGGAAAAGACAUAUAUAAAAUAUUAGGGUUAAAUAUAAAUUGUUCAAAUAAACCAGAUAUAAAAAAUAUAAUAAGAAAAAGGUAUUUAAAAUGUGCAUUACUUUUACAUCCAGAUAAAAAUAAACAAAAUAAAAAAUCUAAAGAAGAUGAAAAAGAAAAAAGUAGUGGUGAAGAAUUUAGCACAUUGAAAUGUGCAUACGAAUUUUUAAUGAAUGAAACAUUACGAAAUAAAUAUAAUUCAUAUAUACAAAAACAAAAAACAACAGCAGCACGAAAAAAAAAUGCUACUAUUAAUAAUAUCAGUCUAAAUAGAUAUCUAGAUAAAAAAAAAUUUGUGGCUUUUCAAAAUGAAAAAUUAAUUUAUAAAAAAAAAUUAGAAGAAAGAGAAAAAAAGAAACAGAAUGCUUCAUCGUUUCCCUUUGAAGAAAAAGAUAUAAAUGAACAGAAAGAAAAUGAUUUAAAUAAUAUAAAGAAACAAAAUGAAAGUUUCAUUAAAAAACAUAAUAAAAAGAAAUCCUCAACAAAAAGUGAAAAUAAAAAUGAUAAUGGUGAAAACAUAGUUGAAAUAUAUUUAAAUGAUUAUAAUAAUAAUAUUGACAUAUUAAAAUUAUAUAUUAAAAAUAAGUUUUUUUUAACAUUUUUUAUUAAUUUUAAUUUUCGAAAAUAUAACCUUAAUUUAAAUGAAGAACAAAAAUAUGCUGAAAGAAAAGUUGGAUACAUUAUUUUUGCUGACCGUUCAGAAGCAAUUAAAGCUUUUUUAUAUUACAAAAAAAAUAUAGACAAAAUAAAUACUAAUGUAAAACUGAGAUUACUAAUACCGUGUAGUGAGAAUAAAGAAACGCCCAAUAAAAAAGAAAAAGAAAAGGAAAAAGAAAAAGAAGAAACCAAACAAAAUGUUGACAAUAUGAUGGAUGAAAUGAUGGACGAGUUGGAUAAAGUUUUCUCAUUCUGA